This is a messenger RNA of Racocetra persica, 343 nucleotides long. The record is from the annotation of a GenBank genome assembly. NCBI's taxonomy places the organism in Eukaryota, Fungi, Glomeromycota, Glomeromycetes, Diversisporales, Gigasporaceae.
UCCUGUGGUUAAUUCCUGGACCACUGUAUUGCUAAAGUAUAGAAUUUGUAAAAAAGACUUUGAUGCUAUCAUUAAUCACGAUUCUGUUAAUGGAGGCACUUACGGCACUAACUUCAUGUUACUCCAAACUGAUAAAUCUAACGUUUCCAUUGCAUUUCAAGGAUGUACCCAAGAUUGCUUUAUGGCAAUUGAAAUAGAUUUUGACAAAAAUAAAUUAUACAGUAGUCUAGGUGACAAAAAUUAUCGCUGCUUUUCUUCUAAUUAUUCUGCUAAUAUUAACGUGGGCAUGCAAAUUAUGUAUACUGGAGUCAGCCCCAACAGCAAGCACCCCGCUCCCCCCUCA